Molecule: messenger RNA, 471 nt
Organism: Zingiber officinale
Lineage: Eukaryota; Viridiplantae; Streptophyta; Magnoliopsida; Zingiberales; Zingiberaceae
Product: mannose-specific lectin-like
Exons: 1
Coding region: 1-471 (156 amino acids)
Source: RefSeq, a predicted model, not a curated record
AUGUCUGUCCGUGCCAUGCUCUCUGCUGUUGUCCUCCUCGGCCUCCUCCUGCCUUCCUCCAUGGCCGUCCACGUUCUCUAUGGAGGCGACACUCUGAACACCGGCCAAUCCCUCACCGAAGGGUCAUAUACCUUCAUCAUGCAGUUCGACUGCAACCUGGUGCUGUACGACAACAGCAGGUCCGUGCCCGUGUGGGCCUCAGGAACCAACGGUCAAGGCAGCAACUGUGUCCUCCGCAUGCAGAAAGACGGCAACCUCGUCAUCUACGACGGCGGCAGCAAGGCAGUUUGGGCGAGCAACACCAGCGGCCAUCUGGGCAACUUCGUCCUCAUCCUGCAGCGAGACCGCAACGUCGUCAUCUACGGCUGUCCUAGGUGGGCCACCAACACCAACACCGCCAAUUCCGAAGGCGUCGUGAUCGUCAAAAGCGGCCGGAAUGAUACUGGCCCCACUGAUCCCGGCGACCGAUGA